Messenger RNA from Cucurbitaria berberidis CBS 394.84, 2064 nucleotides. RefSeq names its product WD40 repeat-like protein. Gene Ontology annotation, molecular function: protein binding. The record is from RefSeq and is a predicted model, not a curated record. The coding region runs from base 1 to 2064 and encodes 687 amino acids. Gene Ontology annotation, cellular component: Cul4-RING E3 ubiquitin ligase complex. Gene Ontology annotation, biological process: proteasome-mediated ubiquitin-dependent protein catabolic process. Lineage: Eukaryota; Fungi; Ascomycota; Dothideomycetes; Pleosporales; Cucurbitariaceae. The transcript has 5 exons.
AUGAGUUCGUCGCAUGUACCGACUAGCCCGCCUAGCGACGGUGAAGGUCCAAGAACCAUCGUAUACGAUUCGAAUGACCCGUUCUGGCGAGAUACCGAGGAUGACGAUGACGACAUGGACUAUCUGCCAGCAGAAGGUGGCAGCGAUGAGGAUGAAGACGAGGAAGGCGAUGUUAGCUUUCAUGAUGCUGCCGAACGACUGGGUAACCUCAGCGGGGUCGAGAUCGCCUUCGAGUACACUGACGACAACGGCGAAGACGAGGAUGAGGACGAGGACGAUGAAGAUGACGAUGAAGCUGAAGAGGGCGAAUCCUCGAAUCCUCAGCGGCCGGUAUACAUCACUCGCGAACAGAUCAUGCAACUACUCGGGCAUGCGGGACUUGGCCGGAUUUUCACAUCUGACUUUACACCACGAUCUGCGCGACGACGAGCUCGCGUAGAGGAAGACGAGGACGAGGAGGAAGGGGAAAGCGACCCUAGCACAGGACAUGAUCCCACUGGGCCUCGGAGGACUUCUGGAAGAACGCAGCGUCCGCGAGGUAGAGUGACAUUCGAGAAGGUACCCAGCGAGCAGGGUAGGGCGCUCAUGAAUGCCGGCAACUUUGGAUCCAAUCCACGGAAGGAAGACACAAUCAACCGGAAGAAGAGGCUAGCAUACGAUAUCAUGCGGAGAGAGCUGGGCCUAGGCAGCGACGGACGUCAGAAAAAUGCCAACAGGCUGUUGAAGCAAGACAUGAUACCAGAGUCUGUCGCCGAUACCAUCAUACACUACAAUGCGCGAUGUUAUUCAGGGCAAUUCUCGGACGAUGGCAAUUUCUUCUUCUCGUGUGCGCAGGACUUCCGGGUGCGAAUGUACGAUACCUCCAACCCAUACGACUGGAAGUACUACAAGUCUGUGGUGUACCCCUAUGGACAGUGGACAAUCACAGAUGCGUCUUUGAGCCCAGACAACCGAUUCUUAGCAUACAGCUCGAUAAGGAGUGUUGUGUGUCUAGCACCUACCGAUCCAGAUAAUGAGGCAGAACCGAAUCUCCUUGACUUCGCUAAUAUAGGUGGCUCUAAUGCCCGAGGCUUUCACACUAACUUUGGCAUUUGGUCGAUACGAUUCUCAGGUGAUGGUCGAGAAAUUGUAGCUGGUACGGGCGACAAUUCCGUCUACGUCUACGAUAUUGAGCGGCAACAGUCGGUCUUGCGUAUACGGGGUCACGAUGAUGAUGUGAAUGCAGUUUGCUUUGGUGACUCACAAUCGCCACACAUAUUAUACUCUGGCUCCGAUGACACAACGCUCAAAGUCUGGGACCGACGAAGCAUGGGUGACGGCCGCGAAGCGGGUGUUUUCCUCGGCCACACUGAGGGCUUGACCUAUGUCGAUAGCAAAGGAGACGGUCGGUAUGUGCUUAGCAACGGCAAGGAUCAGACUGCGAAGCUAUGGGAUCUGAGGAAGAUGAUGUCUAAGGAAAAGGCUGACCAGAUUGAUCCUAAUGCUUACACGACGCGUUUCGAAUAUCGGUCCAAUGCUUACGACGACACUCUUUACCGGCCUCAUCCACAUGAUUGUUCCCUUGUAACCUUCCGUGGUCACAAGGUUCUCAAGACACUGAUCCGAUGUCACUUUUCGCCACCCGGUAGUACAGAUUCACGAUAUGUCUAUUCAGGCAGCUACGACGGUUCCGUAUACAUCUGGAAUCUGGACGCAACCCUAGCCGGCAAAGUCAACGUCCUGAAAGCAACUAAAAAUUCUCGACCACGGGAUCCUGAUCUGCUAGCUGAGACGUAUGAUUACUGGGGAAGAAAUGGAGGACGCUGGAUGACAUGUGUCAGAGAUGCGAGUUGGCAUCCACAUGCGCCGAUGAUUGCCGCUACAUCGUGGAAUGGAUGGGGUACUUCACAGGGAACAUGCACUGUCCAUACAUGGAAUGACGGCGUGGAAGAAGAUGAAGCAGAACCUCAAGUUGGGCGGAGAGUCAACGCGCAGUUGCAACACGAUGAACGACUGUACAGAAGUGCCGAAGGCAGGUCGAGACGACAGCCUAUGUGGUACGAUGACUGGAUGGAUAAUGAUUGA